AUCAUUUCGUAUUUUCCUCAGUGCCUUGAAAGGAAGAAGGAUCGUUUGAUUUGAUUUCCAACAUGAAGACCGCUAUCAUCUUUUGCGCUUUAUUUGCCGUGACCUUUGCAUCAGUUCGUCCAGUGCCAUUUGACUUGGAUGAACAGCACGAAACUGUUGAAUACAACCCUAAGGUGUUGACUGUACCUGCCAGGAAAGAUAUAGAUAGAAUUAUUAACGGUCAAAAUGACGUGAGAGGCGAACACCCAUACCAGAUCUCUUUGCAAAGAAAAAAUCCUUCUCAGCCUGGCUCAUUCUACCACACAUGUGGUGGCUCCAUCAUUAAUCAGCAGUAUAUUUUGACUGCUGCUCACUGUGUUGACAGCGGUGUAGCAUCUGACUUCAGAGUAGUCGCCGGUGAAUACGAUUUCAGCAGAAACGACAAUUCUGAACAAACCAUUGCUGUUACUAAACUUAUCAUCCGUAGCGAUUGGAAUCCAGCUAAGAUCAACAAUGAUAUUGCUGUUGUUAAAUUGGCCAGCAAAUUGACCUUCAAUAGCUAUGUUGCUCCUAUCGCGUUGGCUUCUGUUACUCCACCAACCAAUACAGCAAGUCAGGUUACUGGAUGGGGAUUAACUAAUUAUUUCCUUCAAACCAGACCUAACAUUCUACAAGUAUUGAACGUCAAAAGAAGAUCGGACAGUGACGCUGCCGCAUCAAGCAGUAACUACAAUAGUUUUUCUCAAGUCGCAGCUACUACUACUGCAUACCGUGAUGGAACCUGCCAAGGAGACAGCGGUGGCCCACUUGUAUUCAAACAGAAUAACCAAUACCAGCAAUAUGGCGUCGUUAGCUACGGCACAGUCCCUUGCUCAUGGUCCUCUGCUGAUUUCUAUGCCCGCGUUUCUUCCUUCAAGACCUGGAUCGAAAAUAACUCCCGCAUUUAAUCUGCCACAUGGAUCACGUAGUUAUGUUACAGCAUCAUUAAAAGGAUAAAACCUUAAUAGUUAAAUUUCUACGGUUUUAGAUACAGUACACACGUCGAUAAUAGGUUCUGUAGCUUAAUUCAAAAUAAAAA
Trichoplax adhaerens is the source of this 1057-nucleotide messenger RNA. RefSeq lists its product as hypothetical. The record is from RefSeq and is a predicted model, not a curated record. NCBI's taxonomy places the organism in Eukaryota, Metazoa, Placozoa, Uniplacotomia, Trichoplacea, Trichoplacidae. The transcript has 6 exons. Gene Ontology annotation, biological process: proteolysis. Bases 63 to 926 code for a protein of 287 amino acids. Gene Ontology annotation, molecular function: serine-type endopeptidase activity.